CUUGCUGUCUGAACAGGUGAUAUUUCAGAAUGAGAAGUGCUGCGGUUUUUCUGGCGUCGCUGCUCUGUCUGCACUGGACGUGGGUUCAGGGUGAGAGUGGAGGGGUGACAGGGAUCGGUAUCAGUCAGACAGAGGGGGAAAUCAGUAAGAAAGAGGCUCAGUUUGAGAUUCACGGCAUCAAAGCAACUAAUGAUCCGAGCAGCAGCCAGACCAACAUCACCCCUGAUAUCUUGGCCGAGCUGAGGGAGCUGAGAGACAUGGCCAUUGAACACAGGAGCAAGAUAGAGAAGCUGGAGCAAACGGAUACUGCCACACAGGCCAGACUGACAGCCAGUGAAAGCAAGAAUGCAGUUUUAGAGGCCAGAAUGAGCUCCAAUGAAAAUGUGGUCAAGGAGCUCCAGAGAAAGAACAUAGUACUGGGGGCCAGAAUGAGCGACAGCGAGAACAAGGUGAAGGAACUCAAGAGAGACUACGCAGUUUUAGAGGCCAGAAUAAACACCAGUGAAAAUGCAGUCGUGGACCUCAAAAGAGAUAACAUUGAUCUUCUGGCUAGAGCGACAGCAAGCGAAAAUAAGAACAGGGUUUUAGAGUCCAGAAUGAGCUCUAGUGAAAAGGAGGUGAAUGAGCUCAAGAGAGAGAAUGCAGAUCUUUUGGCUAGAGCAACAGCAAGUGAAACUAAGAACACGGCUUUAGAGGCCAGAAUGAGCUCCAGUGAAAAUGAGGUGGAUGAGCUCAAGAGAGAGAAUGCAGACCGUCCAAAGGUGGCGUUCUCGGUUGGUCUUACUGACGCAGGACAAGUCGGACCCUUCAACACUGACAUCACACUUAAGUUCAGUAAAGUCUUUACCAAUAUCGGCCAGGCCUACAGCCCAACUACAGGUAUCUUCACAGCCCCAGUCAGAGGAGCCUACUACUUCAGAUUCACCAUGUGGGACAACCGCAAGUCAUCUUGGAUGGGUGCUAAUCUCUAUCACAAUGACAAGAGAAUGAUGUGGAGCUCAGAUUACAGUGAUAGCAUCGGCUAUGUCGCUGUGUCUAAUGCAUUAGUUCUUCAACUGGAAAAGGGGGAUGUGAUCUACAUGGUUCUCAACUCAUCCUACGGUGUUUCGGAUGAAAACAAUAAUCGUACCACCUUUGAUGGUUUUCUACUUUUUCCGCUGUGAGUGCAGCCGUGAAGUACCCGCAGUUCAUUUUAAAAUAUAAGCACAUAUAAAAUAAAUUUCAAAUUUGUG
Messenger RNA from Micropterus salmoides (largemouth bass), 1232 nucleotides. RefSeq lists its product as uncharacterized. Bases 30 to 1163 code for a protein of 377 amino acids. Lineage: Eukaryota; Metazoa; Chordata; Actinopteri; Centrarchiformes; Centrarchidae. Gene Ontology annotation, molecular function: protein binding. The transcript is spliced from 11 exons. The record is from RefSeq and is a predicted model, not a curated record.